Molecule: messenger RNA, 6066 nt
Organism: Homo sapiens (human)
Lineage: Eukaryota; Metazoa; Chordata; Mammalia; Primates; Hominidae
Gene: TUBGCP6
Product: tubulin gamma complex component 6
Exons: 25
Coding region: 565-6024 (1819 amino acids)
Biological process (GO): microtubule nucleation; microtubule cytoskeleton organization
Cellular component (GO): centrosome; microtubule organizing center; spindle pole
Molecular function (GO): gamma-tubulin binding
Source: RefSeq, marked reviewed
ACACUGGCGCGGCUGUGACGCGACGGAGGCGGCGAGAGCGGCAGCCGUGGGCACUUUCCACGGGUGAGGCCUGGAGAACGGGUGGACGUGCAGGCCAGAACCCGGGACCCACCCGGCUGAGCCCCCAGACUCUCCGCUGCCCACGACCCUCGGAGUGGCACCCUCUCCUGGCCGUCUCCUCUCGUGGGUCCCGAAGAACGGGUGCAAAGCCGAGUUCGUCCGCUGUACUGCGCGGGCGCGCGUUUCGUUCUUCGGUUUUGCCACGGUUCUGUGACUCCCUAAAGGUUGAGGGCUACUGAAUUAGAAGAAACGCCGAGCUGGCUUCUGGUGGGCUGCCGGGCGCCGGGCAGCGUGCUUGGACUGGGGAGGGCAGGGCGUGUUUACUCUGAGUAGAGCAACCGCAAGACCUCCUUUAAAAAAUACCAGUUCUGAGCUUCGGCAUUGGAGAGGCCGCCUGUCAUUCAGCCUCUUCGGACCCUCUCUCACUCCCUGUCUUCCGGAGCGUGAGUGAAGCCCGGGUGAGGUGUUUUCCCACACGCCGGGGGCCCGGAGCUGAGAAGGGGCAUGGCCAGCAUCACGCAGCUGUUCGACGACCUGUGUGAGGCCCUCCUGCCGGCUGCCAAGACUCACCUGGGCCAGCGCAGUGUGAACCGGAAGAGGGCAAAGCGGAGCCUCAAGAAGGUGGCCUACAAUGCUCUUUUCACAAAUCUUUUUCAAGAUGAGACUCAACAGCUGCAGCCUGACAUGUCAAAACUACCAGCGAGAAACAAGAUCCUCAUGUUGUCCUUUGACUUGAGAGUGGGUGGCCUGGGCCCCAAGGCCGACCGUUUGGAGGAGCUUGUGGAGGAGCUGGAAGCAGCCCCUUGCUGUCCGCUUUUGGAGGUGGGGUCUGUUUUGGACCUCCUGGUUCAGCUGGCAGGGAGUGGUCCCCCUCAAGUUCUGCCGAGAAAACGAGACUACUUCCUUAACAACAAGCAUGUGGGGAGAAACGUUCCGUACAGCGGCUAUGAUUGCGACGACCUGAGUGUGUUUGAGAUGGACGUUCAGUCUCUGAUCUCCAGAGAAGAGUGUUUGUGUCACAGCAUGAUCCAGGAAACACUUCAGGUUAUGGAGGCUGCUCCAGGCACUGGCCUGCCCACCGUCGGGCUCUUCUCAUUUGGUGACCCUUGUGGUGACAGGUUCGAGAGAGACACCCGGGUCUCGCUCUUCGGGGCCCUUGUGCACAGCCGCACUUAUGACAUGGACGUCCGACUGGGCCUGCCCCCCGUGCCAGACAAUGCGGACCUCUCUGGGCUGGCUAUUAAGGUCCCACCGAGUGUGGAUCAGUGGGAAGACGAAGGAUUCCAGUCAGCGUCCAACUUGACUCCUGAUUCCCAGUCUGAGCCCAGCGUGACCCCAGACGUGGACCUGUGGGAAGCCGCACUUACCUAUGAGGCCAGCAAGCGGAGGUGCUGGGAGCGAGUUGGCUGCCCCCCUGGCCACAGAGAGGAGCCUUACCUGACGGAGGCGGGAAGGGACGCUUUCGACAAGUUCUGCAGGCUCCACCAAGGGGAGCUCCAGCUGCUUGCUGGGGGCGUCCUACAGGCCCCGCAGCCCGUGCUGGUGAAGGAGUGCGAGCUGGUGAAAGACGUGCUGAACGUCUUGAUUGGGGUCGUGUCUGCCACGUUUUCGCUCUGCCAGCCGGCCCAGGCCUUUGUGGUGAAGCGGGGCGUCCACGUGUCAGGAGCGUCUCCCGAGAGCAUCAGCAGCCUGCUCUCGGAAGUGGCCGAGUAUGGGACCUGCUACACGCGCCUGAGUCAUUUCUCUCUGCAGCCCGUCCUGGACUCUUUGUACAGCAAGGGCCUCGUGUUCCAGGCCUUCACCAGUGGCCUGAGGAGGUACCUGCAGUAUUACCGGGCCUGCGUCCUUUCCACUCCGCCCACCCUGAGCCUCCUCACCAUUGGUUUUCUCUUCAAGAAACUUGGCCGGCAGCUCAGGUACCUGGCCGAGCUCUGUGGCGUUGGCGCUGUGCUCCCGGGCACCUGUGGAGGAGGCCCCAGGGCCGCGUUUCCCACCGGCGUGAAGCUGCUGUCCUACCUCUACCAGGAGGCUCUGCACAACUGCAGCAACGAGCACUACCCUGUACUGCUGUCCCUGCUGAAGACCAGCUGCGAGCCCUACACCCGGUUCAUCCACGACUGGGUGUACAGCGGGGUGUUCAGAGACGCUUAUGGCGAGUUCAUGAUUCAGGUGAACCACGAGUACCUCAGCUUCCGAGAUAAGUUGUACUGGACACAUGGCUACGUGCUCAUCUCCAAAGAGGUGGAGGACUGUGUUCCCGUGUUUCUGAAGCACAUUGCCCACGACAUAUACGUCUGCGGAAAGACCAUUAACCUGCUGAAGCUCUGCUGCCCCCGGCAUUACCUCUGUUGGUCCGACGUCCCUGUCCCCCGGAUCUCGGUGAUUUUCUCCCUUGAGGAGUUGAAGGAGAUUGAGAAGGACUGUGCCGUCUACGUUGGGCGCAUGGAGAGGGUGGCCCGCCACAGCUCUGUCAGCAAGGAGGAGAAGGAAUUACGUAUGGAAAUUGCAAAACAAGAAUUAAUCGCUCAUGCCCGGGAAGCAGCAUCCAGGGUCCUGAGUGCACUGAGUGACCGGCAGAUGUCAGAACGGAUGGCCUUGGAUGCCCGGAAGCGUGAGCAGUUUCAGAGGCUGAAAGAACAAUUUGUGAAGGACCAGGAGCGACGCCAGGCGGCCAGGCAGGAGGAGCUGGAUGAUGACUUCAGCUACGCCCGUGAACUCCGAGACAGGGAGAGAAGGCUGAAGUCCCUGGAGGAGGAGCUGGAGAGGAAGGCGAGGCAGGCACUGGUCGACCACUACAGCAAGCUCUCUGCAGAGGCAGCUCGUCGGGAGCAGAAGGCACUGUGGAGAAUCCAGAGGCACCGACUGGAGAGUGCACGGCUUCGUUUUCUCUUAGAAGAUGAGAAACACAUUCAGGAGAUGCUGAAAGCAGUGUCUGAGGCUCACCAGCCCCAGGAGCCGCCAGACGUCCUCUUGAGCGUGCACCCCCAGGUCACGUCUCCGGGCCCUGAGCACCCAGAGGGAGGCCAAGGCUGUGAUUCUGGGUCUGCAGAGCAACACUCGCCUGCCUGGGAUGGCUGGAACAGGCCAGGCCUGCUGACCCCACAGCCCCUUAAGCCUCUAGCAGUGGGGGCUGGUGGCAGGGGGCUGCAGCAGGCGGAGGGGGCCAGACCCUUCUCUGACAGCCUCAGCAUUGGAGACUUCCUACCUGUGGGCCCAGGGGCUGAGCCGUCCGUGCAGACUGGCAUGGUCCCUCUCCUGGAGGUGGCGCUGCAGACCAUUAACUUGGACCUGCCCCCCUCAGCUCCUGGGGAGGCACCCGCAGCAGCCAGCACUCAGCCCUCCAGGCCACAGGAGUACGACUUUAGUACUGUCCUGAGGCCAGCUGUGGCCACCUCACCUGCACCAGGGCCCCUGCAGGCUGCAGAGUGCAGCUUGGGCAGCUCAGGGCUACAGCUGUGGGAGGACAGUUGUGGGAAGAUGGAUGCCUGUGGCUCCGCCUCGCGGGAGACUCUGCUCCCCUCACACCCACCCAGGCGUGCUGCUCUGGAGGAGGGGAGCAGCCAGCCCACAGAGCGGCUCUUUGGGCAGGUGUCAGGGGGUGGUCUUCCCACAGGGGACUACGCUUCUGAAAUAGCUCCCACCCGGCCACGGUGGAACACCCACGGGCACGUGUCUGACGCCAGCAUCAGGGUCGGGGAGAAUGUGUCAGAUGUGGCUCCCACCCAGCCACGGUGGAACACCCACGGACACGUAUCCAAUGCCAGCAUCAGCUUAGGGGAGUCUGUGUCAGAUGUGGCUCCCACUCGGCCACGGUGGAACAUCCAUGGACAUGUGUCCAACGCCAGCAUCAGGGUCGGGGAGAAUGUGUCAGAUGUGGCUCCCACCAGGCCACGGUGGAAUACCCACGGGCACGUGUCCAACGCCAGCAUCAGGGUUGGGGAGAACGUGUCGGACGUGGCUCCCACCCGGCCACGGUGGAACACCCAUGGACACGUGUCCGAUGCCAGCAUCAGCUUGGGGGAGUCUGUGUCAGACAUGGCUCCCGCCCGGCCACGGUGGAACACCCAUGGACACGUGUCUGAUGCCAGCAUCAGCUUGGGGGAGUCUGUGUCAGACAUGGCUCCCACCCGGCCACGGUGGAACACCCACGGACAUGUGUCUGACACCAGCAUCAGGGUUGGGGAGAACGUAUCGGACGUGGCUCCCAUCCGGUCACGGUGCAACACCCAUGGACACGUGUCCGACGCCAGCAUCAGCUUGGGGGAGCCUGUGUCGGAUGUGGUUUCCACCCGGCCACGGUGGAACACCCAUGUACCCAUCCCUCCGCCCCACAUGGUGCUGGGGGCUCUCUCACCAGAAGCUGAGCCCAACACACCCAGGCCCCAACAGAGCCCCCCUGGCCACACGUCCCAGUCAGCGCUCAGCCUGGGAGCACAGAGCACUGUGCUGGACUGUGGGCCACGGCUGCCUGUAGAAGUGGGGCCAUCUCUGUCCUCCCCCAGCUCGGGCUGCGGGGAGGGGAGCAUCAGCGUGGGGGAGAACGUGUCAGACGUGGCUCCCACCCAACCAUGGUGGCCCAACACCCCGGGAGACAGUGUCUCUGAAGAACUAGGCCCUGGGAGGAGCGGGGACACUGAGGACCUCUCUCCAAAUUGGCCUCUCAACUCACAGGAAGACACAGCUGCCCAGAGCAGCCCAGGCCGUGGUGAGGAGGCGGAGGCAUCGGCGGCGGAGGCUCAGGGUGGGGAGCAGGCCUACCUGGCAGGCCUGGCAGGGCAGUACCACUUGGAGCGGUACCCGGACAGUUACGAGUCCAUGUCCGAGCCGCCCAUUGCUCAUCUUUUGCGCCCCGUGCUUCCCCGGGCCUUCGCCUUCCCCGUGGACCCCCAGGUCCAGUCUGCCGCUGAUGAGACUGCUGUGCAGCUGAGCGAGUUGCUGACGCUGCCCGUGCUCAUGAAGCGCUCCAUCACGGCACCGCUGGCCGCCCACAUCUCCUUGGUGAACAAGGCCGCUGUCGACUACUUCUUCGUGGAGCUGCACCUGGAGGCGCACUAUGAGGCACUGCGGCACUUCCUGCUGAUGGAGGACGGCGAGUUCGCCCAGUCCCUCAGCGACCUGCUCUUUGAGAAGCUUGGAGCUGGGCAAACGCCCGGAGAGCUGCUCAACCCGCUGGUGCUGAACUCUGUGCUGAGCAAGGCCCUGCAGUGCAGCCUGCAUGGGGACACCCCGCACGCCUCCAACCUCUCCCUCGCUCUCAAGUACCUGCCCGAGGUGUUUGCCCCCAACGCCCCGGAUGUGCUGAGCUGCCUGGAGCUCAGGUACAAGGUGGACUGGCCUCUCAACAUUGUCAUCACCGAGGGCUGCGUGAGCAAGUACAGCGGCGUCUUCUCCUUCCUGCUGCAGCUGAAGCUCAUGAUGUGGGCGCUCAAGGACGUCUGCUUCCACCUCAAGCGCACAGCCCUGCUGAGCCACAUGGCCGGCUCUGUGCAGUUCCGUCAGCUGCAGCUGUUCAAGCACGAGAUGCAGCAUUUCGUGAAGGUCAUCCAGGGCUACAUCGCCAACCAGAUCCUGCACGUCACCUGGUGCGAGUUCAGGGCCAGGUUGGCCACCGUGGGCGACCUGGAGGAGAUCCAGCGUGCGCACGCAGAGUACCUGCACAAGGCCGUCUUCAGGGGCCUGCUCACGGAGAAGGCGGCGCCCGUCAUGAACGUCAUCCACAGCAUCUUCAGCCUCGUGCUCAAGUUCCGCAGCCAGCUCAUCUCCCAGGCCUGGGGGCCCCCUGGGGGCCCGCGGGGUGCAGAGCACCCCAACUUUGCACUCAUGCAGCAGUCCUACAACACCUUCAAGUACUACUCCCACUUUCUCUUCAAAGUGGUGACCAAGCUGGUGAACCGCGGCUACCAGCCCCACCUGGAGGACUUUCUGCUGCGCAUCAACUUCAACAACUACUACCAGGACGCCUGAGGCUGCUCUGCGGGGGACGUGCACAAUAAAGGUGUUCUCGGA